UUUUCAUUCAUCGUGCCGUAUCCUAAUUUCUAUAAAAUGUAGAGAAAACAUCCACUAUUCAGAUUCAGAUAGAAUUAGACAUUUGAAUCAUGACAGAAUAAGGGGCAUUUUAGUACUUUGUGUAAAAGAAAUAUUUAAAUGAGGAAUCAAUCUAGUUCUUAUAAAUUUAAUUAUAAGAUUAUCCCAAAUUCCGAGUCACCCUGUCUGUGUCUGUCUCUGCUGUGAUAAUCUCAAUCUGAUUGAUAGAACUGCUUAUGAACACAUUGUCAUCAUGGCGAAACGUUAUGACACAUUACUUCGCCUAAUGUUAGUUGGAGAUACUGGAGUUGGAAAGACCUGUUUAAUUAACCAGUAUGCUUUCAACGAAUUUCUUGAAAAUCACACAACAACUGUUGGUGUAGAUUUUAGGAUGAAAGUCAUCAAUCUGGAUGGAAAGAAUGUUAAACUACAAAUCUGGGAUACUGCAGGGCAAGAAAGAUUUGAAGCAAUAACUAAGCAGUACUAUUCCAGAGCUCAGGGUUGUAUUUUGGUGUAUGACAUCUGCAGUAGGAGCUCUUUUGAAUCUUUGGCCAAAUGGCUUAUAUAUGUUAAACAGUAUGCAAAAGAUAGCACAUCAGUAGUUGUGGUAGGUAACAAAAGUGAUCUGUCCAUGAAAAGGCAGGUCCCAACAGCAACAGCUAAACAGUUCGCAGAUGAAAACAAUAUAAGGUUCUAUGAAACAAGUGCAAAAGAUGCAUUAAGUCUAAUUAAGCCAUUUGAAGAUAUCUGUCGAGACAUUUUGCGAGCAGGAAAUGAACCCCCUCUAUCACCUGCUAUUACUACUAGUAAAAUAGACCUUACAGCUUCUGUCAACAAUUCUCAAGAAAAAAGAGAUCCUGCUAGGCAAACUAAAUGUUGCUAGUUUUUUUAGCCACCUGUUGUUGUGGUUUUCUUGUGAAAAUUAGUCAAAAUCUUCUGAAUUCUAAGUAUUAAUGAAUUCAAGUUUAUUAAGGGUUUUAAAACAAAUGUUAUUCUGGAUCUAGUGGGAAACAUUUUUGGAUUUUUUGUCAGUGUGUAUUUUGUCACAAGUGAGAAAGAGUAAAAAAAAAAAUUUUAAUCUAUUUUAACAGAAUUAUGUAGGUAAUUCUUUAAAAUAUUUUUUUUUUAACCAUAGCUUUUUAGUAUUGAAAUUCAUGACUUAAAAUUUUGAAAUUGCUCCUGAAUAUUUAGCUUAAGUACUACUAAUAAAUACUUCUGCUAGAUGUUUUGACUAUAUUUAGUAAAAAUUGUUUGACAGAUCCUAAUUAGUGAUUAAUAGCUUGAUAGACCCUAAUUAGUGAUUAAUGGCUUGAUAGAGCUUAAUUAUUGAUCAGUAGCUUAAUGAUAGAUCCUUUUAUUUAAUGUCUUGAUAAUUCUUCCUUAAUUGAUUAACGCCCUGAUUGGUCUUCAUUAUAUGAUUAAUGGCCUGAUAAGCUUUAUUGUGAAUGAUUAAUGCCUCUCUUAGAAAAAGCUGGGCUGAUCAUUACAUGAAAUGUUUCGUAAGUGUCCUGUGCUACUUUCAUUGUUAAUGUUAUAAACUUUCAGCAUUUUAAUUAUAAAAAUGUAUCACUGUCAAUUAAUUAAAGUGGCCACAUAAUGAGUGUUACACUAAAUAAUUUGCAACUCAUCAAUGACAUGAACAGUGGUAGUUACAUCCAGCUGUCUGUCCUUACAUUUACUGUUGGUCUGCUGUUGAGUUUUGUUGUAAAAAAUGUAUUGUUGAUUCAGGGAUAUUGUGUGGACCAAUUUUUCUCAUAAUAUUCCAUAAUAAACCCUAAAGACCAGAAUGUGCCUUGGUUAAGACAGUGCCUUAGCUAAAUUAAAACAUGCUGGUUGACUGAUGUUGCAUGUCUGUGAUUUCAAGUAGUAAUUAAUUACUAAACAUAUCAAUUUUGAUUGAAUUUAAAAUAUUUUACUUUGAUAAAGUAACUCACAUGUAAAAAAAGAACCUUUGCCAGAAGGCACAUUUCUCGCAUGCUGAUUAUAAUGGUGGCUUUGUCUUUCUAUAUGAGUUGACAAAAAUUUAUUUUUCUGUAUACAUUUUACAAAGUAUUAAGAGUUUUAGGGUAAAUAAGACAUAUACCUUAGGUUUUUUAAAUUAUUUGAUUAAGUUAUAAUGUACAAAAAGUUUGUUGUUAAAGUUUUCACUCAUGAGUUCUGCUGAGUUUUAAAAAAAACCCAGUGUUCCCACCUUAAAGCAGUAGGUGAUGGUUGUUAGAUAAAAUCAAACUAUUUGAUCUCAUAUAUUCAUGUCACUGUGGCUCUAUAUUGCAUGUCUUCCCCUAAAAGUUCUGUUGCCCUAGGUCUGAAGGUGGGUAGCUGAUCUACCCUAAUAUUUCUCCACGUUGACAACAUGUAUUUUUUGUUGUUAUUGCCAAAGAUCUGUUUGUCAGAAGAAAAAAAUAUUCAUUACUAGCUGUAUGGUUAUUUAUUCAGAGGUUAUUAUUUUUAAGUACCAUUGUAUUUAAUUUUUUGUCAGUUUUUUAAAUUUUAAAUAACAUAAGAAAUAUUUGAUUGCACUUGAUAUUUAAAUAAACUAGACUAAUUUAUAAACUCUCCUUGCCCUUAAAUAAGAUAGAGAAAUGUAUUUUUCCCUUUGUCAGGCAUUUGAAAGAUUUAUAUUUUAUCUAGACUUAAAAUUUCGUGAAGUAGAUUUUAAAAUAUACAUGAUUUUAUAAUAGUUUAACAUAUUUUAAUUAUGUUUCAUGGUCAUCAUUGUUCCUUUUUUGUUCCUUGAGGAGCUUAGGGCAUCUGUUAAAGUUCUCCACUAUACACAGUCUCCUUCCACAAUUUUCAGCUUUAAUUAUUUUAAACAUUUUUUAAACAUUUCUUUUAUUAUAGACCUGUGGCUGGUAAAUAUAAACUUUAAAAGGAUAAAAUCUACCAGACAGAUAUUUGAAAAGUUAUAUUUUACUAAUGAAAGUUUAUUCUUGACUUGUAACAAGUUUUAAAAUAUUGAUCACUCUUACAUAUUUGGUUUUUUAAAUUUUGGGGGAAAAAAUUCCAACAAUGUAUGCACUAUACAUGCAUAAUCUUUGUAUAAUGUUAUGACAGAUUUUAACUGCUAGAACUACUUUGUAUGAGCUUUAUCUGCAAUAUAUUAUUAUACAAUAUGUAAGACAUUUGUAUUUCUAAAAUACAAUGUAAGAAUUAAAAAACUUGUAUCUCUGAUAAGAAGUAAUUACGCAAUGGACUAGCACAUAUCUUAGAAAUUAGAUAACCCUUAAAGCUAGCUGCGUUUUUUUUCUCCAGAAAAUAAAAAAAAAAUACUAUAUAAAAUUUUACAAUAUGCUUUGUCACAUUGGCUCAAUUAUAGACAUUUUUAAAAAGUCCCUGAUGUUGCCAAAGAGUUAUUUUGUUAUGUGAUCAUGUUUUUCACAUACCUAGUACAUGGUAGCUUAGUCAUACAUCACACAGCACUGCUAGUCAAUAAGGUGAUUGUUGCCUUCAUACCUCAGUUUUAGUGGUAUGACAUUUUAAGUUUCACAAGAGUUUGUGAUAUAGCAGCAGAACAUUGUUCAAAGACAGGUGGUGAUAUAUGGACAACACGUGGUGAUACACCUCAUAUAUGCUGACAAGUGGUAUAUGCCACCUUCCCACUGACAGUCAUUUCCUUUAUUUUUUAUUAAUAUCUAUAGGUCGGGUAAUUUGAUUGCUUAGUUUGAUGUAGACAAAACAUUAUGUUGAUAUCUGAGAGUGUAUGAAAACAACAAAAGCAUGCAUUGGCUGUGAAAUUUUUCUGUUCAUGUAAAACCAAGCUCAUAUUUUCUUUUCAUGGUUAACAAAGUUUUUUAUAUUUAAAUAUCAAACCUUUUAUUCUACUUUCCUGAGUAUAAAAAAACAAAAGUUCUUGUAAUCCAGCUUUUUACUCACUAAAUUUUUAAUGCAUAAUACAUUGUGUGUUAUGUACAUGUUAUAUUUAUAUUACUUGCACACAUCCUAUAUAAAAGAUUUAUGAUUCGUACAGUUACUUAUUCUCAUAAAAUUACUAAACUAUUUUAUAUUAUCCCUAAUACUGAUAACAGAAGUAAAAUUAGAUCUUGUUGCUUAGUGUUAGAAUAGAAUUUCCCUAAUGAGUGUCAUGCAGUCUGAAUAAUGCCGGCAUACUGUUUACCACAGUAGCUGAAAGUUUAUUCUUAAAAUCAGAGGCACUUUCGUUUAGAUAAAAAAAAUUCCCUUUUUUCUCCAUAUUUUGCCUGGCCUGAUUCUGGCACAGAGACGCUAAGGUUUUAGCCUUACAUAAUUUAUUUAGAAUGCUCCAAGUUAUUUUGUGAUUUUUCUGAAGACUUGAGUAAAAGCUUUUUAAAGUCAAAUUUUUAACCAAUUUUCUCUGGUGUUGACUUAUAUACACUCAUUCUCUUUCUUUUUUAAAAAUAGAGUUUGGAAUUGAUUUUACAACGAUAUUAUAUUUUAAUCAAAUACUUUACCUCUCUCAAUCGCCUUUUAUCUUUUUACUUGUAACAAUUUUUUUUUUUAAUUACUUAAAAGAAAAUAAUUGUUGACUGAUUUGUCUAUCAUAUUUAAUUAACAAUUUAGAAUUAAAACCUGUAAUUUGAAUUUUAAGAAUAUUUUUGGAGACCAAAAAUUUUAGUUUUUUUCUCAUUCAAUUCAAUAUUUGUUGAAUGUAAAAAUAUGAAUGAAGUCAUUUAUAUGGUUUGACAGAGUUUUUGUAUCCAUAGCUUUGUUUUUGUUUUGAGUUUUUAUAAUUCAUUUUUAGACUCCGCUUUCAGGGAACUAUUGGUGACAGUUUCUUUCUUGUUUUUUUUUAAAUUGAACAAUUCUUGAAUUGUGUGUAAUAUUUAAAGCUGAUAUCAGGAUAUAAUAGCGCAUGUUUUAUACUUGUAUACCUUUUAUUUUAUACCAAUGAGCCAAUAAAACAUCUGUUACCAUG
Molecule: messenger RNA, 4909 nt
Organism: Physella acuta
Lineage: Eukaryota; Metazoa; Mollusca; Gastropoda; Physidae
Product: ras-related protein Rab-13-like
Molecular function (GO): GTP binding; GTPase activity
Source: RefSeq, a predicted model, not a curated record